AGUUCACAAGAAACGGAGCGUUGGUACCAUCAAGAUUCUGACAGAGUCUAGAUCUAGAUCUAGUUUUCUGUCGUUUAGGUUUGAACUAACAGUAAUAGAAAUAUAUUUAAACUUAUAGUUUUGUUGUAAAAGAAAUGCUUCAUUUAUAGAUUGGGGUUUCUAGAUCCGGUCCAGUAGCGAGUUUUUAAUCACACCAAUUAUAAUUAUUAGAUCUAGAUCUAGUAGAUCUACAUUGACUACAUGUAGACUAUAUCUAGAUUAUUCUAGAUCUAGAUCUAAUUGUAGAAUUCUUAUUGAUAUUCAAACAGGAGUCUACGUUUUUUUUUUCUGUUAUGAGAAGUAAAUCAAAGAUCUAACUUUUGCGAAGUACAGCUCUCCUAUAAAGAUGAGUCGCCUGUGCUUAGUGACACUUGCAUUGCUUAUCACGCUUGCAGAUCUGGCCUUAGCGGAGGACAAUAACACUGUGGUGCCAGGGAGCGUAACUGUCGAUAGCAUUACUGUCGCAGGAGCUAACUCCUCCAUUGGUGAGAAUGUAAAUAUCAAGACGACAAAAGUCACGACUCUGCCUCCAACAACUGUGAUGGUCACUCACGCUACGCACUCAACGAGUGCAGAGACAACUAGUACCACAGAAGUACUUCCUAUCUACUCCAUUGUCAACAAACGGAAAGUAGGUGAAGGCGAUAGCUUCAGCAUUGAAUGCGACAUUACGAAGUUCAACAAAAAGGAUUUCACAAUUUUCCCCGACAUUUAUUCCAUGGCUGUGGAGAGGAAGACCCUGGGCAGCGAUAACUACAAGUCAAUCGUCAGAUAUAUCCCCUCACACCCAACUCGUAAAAAGAAAAUUAAUAAACCAGGACCAUCUCAGUGGGACAUCCAGUACUUGGGAGCUGAUGAAAAAGGCAGGAAAGCCCCUAGAGACACCACCAAAAUUAUUAUCAACGUUAGAGAGGCCAGCUACAGGGAUGCCGGAUGGUACCGGUGUUUCUAUUACGACAUUCUCUAUCAGCCUCACUACUCAGACUCAGUGUUUCUCAGGCCACAAACUCUGCCCACGAUUGUCAGCACGCCAAGCUUCAAUAAGUGGGAUCCUUUCUACGUGCAGUGUGACGUCACUAAAUUUCCAAGGGGCUUGUCCGUCGGAAACGUCACGGGUCUCAUUGUGGAACAUCAACCGUUGUCGGAAAAGGAAUUCAAAGUUUUGGCCAAAUUUCAACCGUUUGAAAAGGACGCUGCACAGAGGAGAUCAAACUUCCUUACCCCUGGGCGUAGAACGGAAGUAAUCUUCAUAGGCGUAGAUCUGGAAGAAAAUUGGAAGUCGGAUAUCAAGGACACGAUAAUGAUCGUCAUUUAUUUCAACGAAGCCAGGGUCAGCGACGCUGGAAAUUAUCGAUGCACUUUUGUGAUCAAUGGCGAUGAGUUGAUUCGAUCCGAACCGUCUGUGACGGACUGGAAUAUGAGAAGCAGAUUUUUCAAUGAGAUUAAGCCAUCCGCUAAUAGCCUCAAGAUUAAGAUUGGGUCUCCGUUUUCUGUCCUGUGUCACACGCCUGAGUUCUUUGAGCAGCGUACUCGCGUCGUUGGGCUCAAAAUACAGAGAAAGUUUACAGUCGAAAAAGAGUACCAGGAUCUGGCGGAGGUAUUUCCAGACAAUGCCACGCUCUUUAGGACGAAGCAAUUUAUCCCUAAAGGCCGAGAUUGGAACAUCUUCUUUAAACCCCCAGAACAAUCUGAUAUCGCCCCUGAACAAACGUCUCGUUACAUAAAAGUCCUCAUCAACGACGUUGGCUGUGACGACUCUGGCUUCUACAGAUGCGGAGUUCUUUUCCACUGCGAGACCGAGUAUGAAUUUUCCAACAUUACACGUAUCACUUCUCCGGAACAUCUUUACCAAGAUGAUAUCACGGUCGAGCCCGACGAUCAGCAAGUUGAAGAGAUGGCAUCUGCGUAUGAUGAAGGACAGUAUGUUGUUCUGACUUGCACGUUCGAAGGCCCAGCUGAACUUCAGGGCAGGUGGACAAUGCAAAGCGAGCCCUUGGACGAGAGGUCUUUCAACAUCACAGAUUCCCCUGCUGUCCGAUCCUACGACGAAACGGGAUGCGAACUCAGUUUCUACAAGACAACCUUGGCGUUUGCGCUGCAUCGUGAACAGCACGGGUGGACAUUCAGCUGUGAGGUGCACAGCGCAGAGAACAGGACAGCUGUCCAGAGUGUCGCCAGCUACACGAUCUAUUUGAAGCGUGAUUAUGUCGUAGCUGCUGCCAGGUCAGCCGGCGUGCAGACUACACCUCUCUCCUUGGCUGUGAUCAUAACUUUGUCCCUGGCAGUCGUUCAGAUCGUUUUCUUUAGAAAGCGUGAAAAUUAUUCGCCGUGGCAUAAGGCAUUGUGAAAAUCGCUAAGCCAAACAAUCAAUUUAUUGAUUGAAUGCAAUGUUUGUCACUUGUCAUUGAUGUCAUUCGCAUGGAUAGUCGUUUUAUGUGUGUGUGUGUGCGUGUGUCACAUCACUAAUGAUCUUAUUAGCCAUCCUGAAUUGUGAUCAUAAUUGUAAGACGAUUUGUGGUCACUAAUUAGCUAGUUAGGCCACUAUUGUUUAGUUUAGUAUUACAAAUGUAAUGAAAUGAUAGUUUUAGGACAUUGUGUAUAUGGAUGAGUCGCGGUGGCUGAGCGGUAAAACGCUUGGCUUCCGAACCAGGGUUCGGGGUACAAAUCCUGGAGAAGACUGUGUUUUUUUUUAAUUUCGGGAUCUUCUAGCGCCUCUUGAGUCCACCCAGCUAUAAUGGGUACCUGACAUGAGUUGAGGAAAAGUAAAGGCGGUUGGUCGUUGUGCUGGUCACAUGACACCCUCGUUAACCGUAGGCUACAGAAGCAGAUGACCUUUACAUCAUCUGCCCUAUAGUCCACAAGGACUUUACUUUUCUAUGCGUAUGGAUAAUGUGAAUGAAUGAGCAGAAGUUGUUAAGCCAGCAGGUGUCAGGGUUAUUUCAAAAGACGCGCCUAAUAGCUAGGUCUCAGUAUACUUAAAGUCUACGUAUAAAAAUGCAAAACAAUAUACAGAUAUAUACAUAGUGUUAUUGAAGCAAGUAAAAAAAUGAACAAAUUAAAGUGUUAAAUAAACAUUGGAACAAAGACAAAAAAAGAAUGUACAUGUACUUCCAUGUCUUGGUGUUUGAUGUUUCCUACAAGGCUUGAGCCUUAUUUAAAUGAAUUGAACCCAAUCUAAUCUAUUGUACACAGAAAUUAUUGCACAUAUGCAUCACAUUGUGAUAGUAGCGUCAUGAAAUUGCAUGUGGAUUCCGAUCAGAUUUUUUUUUAAAGUGUAAUGUUCCUACUUCAUAUGGAUUACGAAAAGGGGAUAUAAAUCUAGAAGGCACAUGUGUUAUUUUGUUGAUUUACUUUAAAUUGAUUUAUAACCAUAAGUAGAGAAUAUGAAAUUAAUCUUUAAAAAAAAGAAAAGAAAUGUGUUUUAAUCUAUAUCACUAUUUAUCGAAACGAAAUAAAAUAUGGUAAAAGUGA
Molecule: messenger RNA, 3510 nt
Organism: Biomphalaria glabrata
Lineage: Eukaryota; Metazoa; Mollusca; Gastropoda; Planorbidae
Exons: 13
Coding region: 386-2386 (666 amino acids)
Source: RefSeq, a predicted model, not a curated record